Messenger RNA from Cladophialophora psammophila CBS 110553, 879 nucleotides. RefSeq lists its product as uncharacterized. NCBI's taxonomy places the organism in Eukaryota, Fungi, Ascomycota, Eurotiomycetes, Chaetothyriales, Herpotrichiellaceae. The transcript is spliced from 2 exons. Bases 1 to 879 code for a protein of 292 amino acids. Gene Ontology annotation, cellular component: mitochondrion. The record is from RefSeq and is a predicted model, not a curated record.
AUGCAGAGCAUGCGCGUAUUCCAGCGCCAUGCUGCCCUGCGACAGCUCUUCUUCGAGGCGCGUUCGCCUGCCGUGCGCCGCGCCAUGCACCAGACUCGAGCUCCUCUGCAGCAAUCGUUCCGCACAAGACCAUUCCUAGAAGCUCAACGAGCUCUUUUGAGACAGUCCUCACAUACCCAGCGAGCUAUGGGCACCUCCUCCCCGCCAUCUGCUCAAGCGUUUCGAGCAGCGGGAAAGCAACCUUUACGGCGGAAUAAUGUCGCCGGCCGACGCUACAACUCGACUUCCAGUUCCACCGCGAACCAGAAACCAUCCCUCAAGGAGCGCCUGAAGACCAUGUCCCGGGAAUACGGCUGGACGGCGGUGGGCGUCUACCUGGCGCUGUCGGCGCUGGAUUUCCCCUUCUGCUUCCUCGCGGUGCGCAUGAUGGGCACUGAGACCAUCGGGCACUACGAGCACGUCGUGGUCGAGACCUUCAAGGCGAUCGUCAAGUGGCCGCUUCAGGGGUCCCGGAAGGCAGAGAUGGCCGCUGAUGGAGCCAUCGAUGAGGCCACCGACGUGAAGGAGCUCGAGCAGCACGGCGCUCAGGGAGGGAGGAUCCUAGAACAAGAAGAGGAGACGAAUGAUCAUGGGUACAAAGCUGCACAGAAAGCGAAUCAGGGCGAGAAUGCUAGUUUAUGGACCCAACUUGCGCUCGCGUACGCGGUCCACAAAUCUUUCAUCUUCAUUCGAGUUCCUCUCACUGCUGCAGUCCUACCCAAGGUCGUCAAGACAUUGAGGUCAUGGGGUUGGAAUAUCGGAAAGAUGCCACAUCGAAAAGCUGUCGGCGCAGGGCCGGGUAUCAAUACCAAGGGAUCAAAUAUCAAACCGGGCGAUUGA